Molecule: messenger RNA, 881 nt
Organism: Myzus persicae (green peach aphid)
Lineage: Eukaryota; Metazoa; Arthropoda; Insecta; Hemiptera; Aphididae
Exons: 2
Coding region: 221-778 (185 amino acids)
Source: RefSeq, a predicted model, not a curated record
UACCGAAGUUCUCGGAUCGCAAUGCCCGUAUUGCUUGUGUCUCUGGUCGCACCUGAUGCGCGCGCGUGAAGUUCGUUUUGGUGUUAAAGUCGGCAAUAACAUUAUACUAUUAUUACACAUUUUUACCUGAUAUACACACGCGCGAAUAUUGUAGGUAUAUUAUUUCAUUAUAAUAUCGUGAUUUCGUCGCUAAUUUCAACUUUUGUUUGCCGCCACUGUCAUGAAGAAAUCGAUCGCUGUCGGCCACGGGCUGACGAUACUGUGCGUAUUCGCGACGGCCCAAGUUAUGUGCAGUCAAGACAAUAACAACGAAGAUGCUGAGGUGUACGAAGCAAUCAGCGAGAAUAGGGGAGGAAUGUUAACACAAAUGAUCGCCAGCAACGGAUUGGCAAGCGCGUCGAAAAAGUUGCACAUUACGCCGCUCAUUAUGUCUGAUCUGAAUCCGCCAACAGACGAUGAUAAUGACGAUGUCACCGACGACGCCGAGGAACAGCAACAGAAAUACUGCCGACGUCCAAGUCCCCGAGUACUUGCUUCCCUGGCACAGGAAGUGGACAAUACCGGAACAGGAAUUAAAGGUAAAUGGAACAUGUCACAGGCUAAGGACGAUCAAUCAGAAGUCGAUAACGCCAAGUGUCGAUCCACGAACGAUGACGGUCAGGAGUUCGGAUACCAGCCGCGUAGUCGAUUAAAUUCAGUGUCUGGAGGUUCGAGACGCAGACGUAACAUGCUUCAGAAUGCGCCAGCUGAAGACUCUCGACCGGUGGUUAUGGCCUAGCUGUAAAUUCCUACCACCGAUGAGUGGUUAUUAUUGUACACAAUAAUCCUAUAACAUUUUAUACAUAAUUAUAAAACAUAAAAUAAAUCAAUGAAAAAUAUUA